Nymphaea colorata (pocket water lily) is the source of this 2006-nucleotide messenger RNA. RefSeq names its product 3-oxoacyl-[acyl-carrier-protein] synthase I, chloroplastic-like. Gene Ontology annotation, biological process: fatty acid biosynthetic process. The record is from RefSeq and is a predicted model, not a curated record. Bases 179 to 1639 code for a protein of 486 amino acids. The transcript is spliced from 8 exons. Gene Ontology annotation, molecular function: 3-oxoacyl-[acyl-carrier-protein] synthase activity. Lineage: Eukaryota; Viridiplantae; Streptophyta; Magnoliopsida; Nymphaeales; Nymphaeaceae.
GUCCGCUUUGUCUUCUGACUUCUCCAACUUUCUCUCUCUGAUCCCUCUACAGUUCAUCGGAGUUCUCGCCUCUUUUUUUUUCUUUUCCACGGCAGCCCGUCUCCUCUAUCUCCAUUUUAAAGACUAAGACGUCCUCUUCAGCAGUUAAGAUCGAGCGGCCGCGAGAGGAGACAGAGAGAUGGCGGCCAUGGGUGGAAGCACAGAUCUUUUGGGGUUGAAGGGAUCUCCGUUCUCUAGCUAUGAGGGACUCAGGCGAGGAGAUUACUCGAGCAGGAAAGCCGCAUUCACCGCAAGGAAUCAAGCGGGAUUCAUUGGAUUCAGAGUUCCAAAAUCCAAAGCUGUUAAGGCCAUGGCUUCUCCAACUGUUACUGCUCCCAAACGCGAGAAAGACCCCAAGAAGCGGAUAGUCAUUACAGGGAUGGGCCUUGUUUCUGUCUUUGGAAAUGAUGCCAACAUAUUCUAUGACAAGCUCCUAGAGGGAAAUAGUGGAAUUAGCUUGAUUGAUAGAUUUGAUGCAUCAUCAUUUUCUGUCCGCUUUGGAGGCCAGAUUCGUGGCUUCUCAUCUGAAGGUUAUAUUGAUGGAAAGAAUGAUAGGCGACUUGAUGAUUGUUGGAGGUACUGCCUUGUUGCUGGCAAACGAGCCCUGGAAGAUGCUGAUCUUGGACCAGAACAGUUACAAAAUAUGGACAAAUCUAAAUUUGGAGUAUUGGUUGGAUCGGGCAUGGGUGGGUUGAGUGUUUUCAGCAAUGGAGUUGAGAACCUUGUCUUGAAGGGCUACAAGAAAAUUACUCCAUUCUUCAUUCCUUACUCUAUUACCAACAUGGGAUCUGCACUUUUGGCAAUAGACCAAGGGUUAAUGGGGCCAAAUUACUCAAUUUCUACAGCAUGUGCAACUGCAAACUACUGCUUCUAUUCUGCUGCAAAUCAUAUUAGGAGAGGUGAAGCAGAUGUCAUGGUUGCUGGUGGAACAGAGGCUGCGAUUAUGGCCACUGGUGUUGGUGGCUUUAUUGCAUGCAGGGCACUCUCUCAAAGGAAUGAUGAGCCAGAGAAAGCCUCAAGACCAUGGGAUAAAAGCAGAGAUGGUUUUGUCAUGGGAGAAGGUGCUGGGGUGCUGAUAAUGGAGAGCUUGGAGCAUGCAACAAAAAGAGGAGCAAAUAUUAUUGCAGAGUACCUUGGAGGUAGCAUUACCUGUGAUGCAUAUCACAUGACAGAUCCCCGUUCUGAUGGACUUGGUGUAUCAUCCUGUAUAAUAAAGAGUUUAGAAGAUGCAGGAGUUUCACCAGAAGAGGUGAACUACAUCAAUGCUCAUGCAACGUCUACACUUGCUGGAGAUAUGGCAGAGGUUAAUGCCAUCAAGAAAGUUUUCAAAGAUACCUCUGAAAUAAAGAUGAACGGCACAAAAUCUAUGAUUGGCCAUGGUCUUGGAGCUGCUGGUGGAUUAGAAGCUAUAGUUACCAUCAAGGCGAUUACUACCGGAUGGUUGCACCCCACACUUAAUCAAGACGACUUGGAACCUGAUGUUACAAUAGACACAGUACCCAACGCUAAGAAGAAGCACGAUGUCAAUGUUGCUAUCUCGAACUCAUUCGGCUUUGGUGGACACAAUUCAGUUGUGGUUUUUGCUCCAUUCACACCAUAGGUGCUUCUGUUCCCCAUGCAAAAUUUUCCGGUGUGGUUGCUUCACGCUGGUUGGAGUCAUAGAAAGUUGAUGAAGCAAGAACUGACCAAUUCUAAGCCCCGCUGAUUGAAGAGUCUCGCUUGUUUUUCGCAUCCUUCGGCAGAAUUUUCUUGUAUUGAUCAAGUGUCUUUGUUUCUAUUCAUCAACAUUGUAAAACGUUUCUAGAUGGUUUCUCCUUACGAAAACAUUUUUCAGCAUUAGAAUCAUUCGAAAUGAAACAAGGCCAAGGGAAUGGUGUUGAUGCUUCACAUCAUGCAACUGACUGCAAGUUAGAGAUUUCCUUUUUCUUGUUCCAAUAAUAAACAUGUUUACUGAUUGCUUCACCAUA